Molecule: messenger RNA, 2145 nt
Organism: Mixia osmundae IAM 14324
Lineage: Eukaryota; Fungi; Basidiomycota; Mixiomycetes; Mixiales; Mixiaceae
Exons: 2
Coding region: 1-2145 (714 amino acids)
Biological process (GO): proteolysis
Molecular function (GO): serine-type endopeptidase activity
Source: RefSeq, a predicted model, not a curated record
AUGACGAACAAUCCGCGGCUCGACAAAGCCAUCGAGACGUACAAGGCUCUCACGAGCAUACCUACCGUCGACGCCGCAAUUCUUCACGCUCAUUCUUCCGGGACUGUGACGACACACCUGGAGCUCUCCCAACGAUCCCAUCUCUCGCUCAAACGCCAAAAGCUCUCACAAGACAUAUCGCUGCACAAUGGUCACAUCGUGACGGGCCGACCAUGCAUGUCAGGCGAGGAUGUCGUCUUUCGUUCACUGCAAUACUCGAAAGAUGAGCUUUACCAGCUCUUUGGGCGUAAAGCGGCAGCAGGCAGCAAAGCCAAGACGAGCAGAACGAUUGAGCUAUGGCGAGACUCUGACUUCCUCGGUGAAUGCGAUACGACGAAGUUGCAUGGCGAUAUGUACGCACCCGGUGGCACGCUCGGAACGGCAAGCUGGCAUUUCUCCCAGCACAAAGUCGCUUUCGUGUACAUUGCCGAGAAGCCAGAGCCAACGUUUGAGCAUGAGACGUCCCGAGAACCAUCGUCAUAUGCUUACGAUCCAACUUUCGGCGAGCAAUUCGAUGGCAAGAGACAUCCUCUACUCUUUCUCGUAACAUAUGACUUGGCAUCGCGCCAGCUAGAUUGCAAAGAAGUUACUCUAGACUCUCGCAAUUCAGUCAGACAUUUCGGGCAUUGGAUCUUCAAGACGGAUUCGUCCAGCGACGCUCUUGACCUUUACGGCACAGGCUUCGACCGGUUGCCGGACGGGCGUCAGCUCGGCCUCGUCUACUGUACAAACAGACCUGCCGGCAUCUAUCACAUCAAGCUGUCUGUUGACGAGACUUCGCUCAAGCCGACCCGGAUCAGCGAUCCUUCGAUGUCUUGUCGAAGUCCGCGGUAUCAUCCUGAGGCAGGGUUGCUGUACCUCUCCAAUCGACUCAGCGGACCGCACAACGGCUGCUGUCAGCUCUGGCAGCAUGGCAAGAGCAAGCCAGUCGUCCCAGAGGUAGCCCCACCCCCUGCAAGAGCCGAGCCGCCUGUUUUUGCUGGCAUCUAUGCCGAUCAGCUACCACUUCAGCCGUUCAUCAGACUGAAGGGCAAGCUGCAUGUUAUCCUCAAUACGAUAUCUCGUAGCCGCAAGAUCGUCGUCGCUGUCGAUGUACAGACUGGUAGCAUUCAGUGCCUGCCAAGCGACGGACCAGAGCUGUGUAGCUGGUCUGUUCUUGCGACCGACGGUGGUCAAUCUGCGCUAUGCUCGGUCAGCAGCCCGGCAGACCUACCGAGGCUCUACCUGUACGACGGCACGAAAUUCACCGCGCUGCAGAGCUCGCGAUCUACGCUGCCAUACGGUUUUGAAGGCUUACGAGCAGCCGUCAAGACCUUGACUGAUCGCUCAGAUUGUGAAGCGAUCAUCCUUCGUCCACCGCAAGGUCAUUCGAAUCCAGCUAUCGUGACUCCCCACGGUGGACCGCACGGAACGAUCACGACCGACUUUGUUGCAUCCUAUGCUGCUCUCGUGCAGGCCGGUUUCACCAUCGUUGCCGUCAACUAUCCAGGCUCGCUGGGAUUUGGCCAAGACAGCAUCGUCGAUCUCACGAAAGAGCUAGGCGAGUUAGACGUCAGUUCCGUCAUGGAGGUGCAACGUGCGCUGAUCAAGUCUGGCGAGCUACCGAGCGCAAGAGGAACUCGCUUCCUCACCGGGGGAUCUCACGGAGGGUUCAUCUCUUGUCACCUAUCAGCGCGAUACAGCUCCGAAUUCGAUGCCGUCGUUGUCAGGAAUCCAGUGACUGAUUUGCCGAGCAUGUUCGGCAAUACCGACAUUCCGGAAUGGUGCAUUGGCGAGCUAGAUUUAGACUAUGACAUGGACAAACCUAGGAAUUUCGUUUCUGACGAGCUGCAUAAGAAGAUGCGUAAAGCAUCGCCAUCUGCCCAUCUUACCCCAACAACGAAAACGCCGCCGACCUUACUGCUCAUCGGCGAGAUAGACCGGCGUGUGCCGCCAGAUCAAGGUCGGGCAUGGUAUCAUGCGCUCAAGGGACGGGGCAGUGAAGUCGAGAUGCUGGUCUUCCCAGACAACUCGCAUCCCCUCGAUAAACCAGAAGCCGAUCUAGCUGGCUUCCGCGCCUCGACCGAGUUCUUCCUCAAGCGAGCAGUGUUUGACAAUGCAACAUGA